Messenger RNA from Gadus chalcogrammus (walleye pollock), 3625 nucleotides. It is a transcript of the gene wdtc1, whose product is annotated as WD and tetratricopeptide repeats 1. Gene Ontology annotation, molecular function: protein binding. The transcript has 16 exons. Gene Ontology annotation, cellular component: Cul4-RING E3 ubiquitin ligase complex; cytoplasm. The coding region runs from base 278 to 2275 and encodes 665 amino acids. Lineage: Eukaryota; Metazoa; Chordata; Actinopteri; Gadiformes; Gadidae. Gene Ontology annotation, biological process: negative regulation of fatty acid biosynthetic process. The record is from RefSeq and is a predicted model, not a curated record.
UAAUGUAGGAAUCCUAUCGGCAGUGUCUGUGUUGUUAAGCUCGUACUCAGCUGCUCGUUCCAGGCGUUUACCUCUAAAGACAGAACGCCUGGAACGAGAUUCUGCAAAUGAGCGUUAUUGGCGAGAGAGGGGCGGGACUUUCAGUUACACCAUGGGUGCGAGAGAAGGAGGAACUUUCGAAUCAAACUAUGCUCUCGAGGGAUUUAGUGUUCCUGCCGUCAGAGGUCUGAGUCCUGGAACCAUCAGACUAUAGUCUAAAUAUUAUUUUGGAGAGGCCAUGUCUGCUGUCAAUAUCACUAAAGACCUACUGGGCAGACAGAUCAGGGACAAGAGAGCGUUGGGCUUUCAAAGAAACUACCAUGUGACUGACCCCUUCAUCAAGAGGCUGGGUCUGGAGUCGGAGCUUCAGGGCCACACUGGGUGUGUGAAUUGCCUAGAAUGGAACGAAAAAGGAGACCUGUUAGCUUCAGGCUCAGAUGACCAACAUGCCAUCAUCUGGGAACCCUUCAAACACAAAAAGUUAACAACUAUGCAUACAGGACAUGCAGCCAACAUCUUCUCGGUGAAGUUCCUCCCGCACUCAGGAGACCGGAUACUGGUGACGGGCGCCGCCGACACCAAGGUGCACGUUCACGACAUCUCCGUCAAGGAAACCAUCCACAUGUUCUCGGACCACACCAACCGGGUGAAGCGCAUCGCCACGGCGCCCAUGUGGCCCAACACCUUCUGGAGCGCGGCGGAGGACGGCAUCAUCAGGCAGUACGACCUGAGGGAGAGCAGUAAGCGGUCCGAGGUGCUGAUUGACCUGACGGAGUUCUGUGGGCAGCUGGUGGAGGCUAAGUGUCUGGCUGUGAACCCCCGAGACAACAACUACAUGGCGGUGGGCGCCAACGGGCCCUUCGUACGGCUGUAUGACAUCCGGAUGAUCCACAACUACAGAAAGUCCGUAAGUCAGAAUACAUCGGCUGCGGUGCACACUUUCUGCGACAGGCAAAAGCCCAUCCCUGAAGGAGCUGGACAAUAUUACGUUGCAGGACACAUACCAGUGAAACUCCCAGACUAUAACAAUCGCCUCAGAGUCCUGGUAGCCACUUACGUGACCUUCAGUCCAGAUGGCACUGAGUUGCUGGUCAACAUGGGCGGGGAACAGGUGUAUUUAUUUGAUUUGACAUUCAAACAAAGGCCAUCCACGUACCUUCUUCCACAAAAGUGCCAAUCAUCAACAGAUGUUCCGAAGACAGCCAAUGGAGUAACGAAUGGUGUCCACCUGCCUGCCAACCACUUACGUUUAGCUCAAGGCAACAUCUUUUCUAGGUGUGUUGAGCUGCCCCCACACCUGGAGCGGGUGAAGCAGCAGGCCAACGACGCCUUCUCCCAGCAACACUGGACACAGGCCAUCCAGCUGUACAGCCUGGGGAUACACCAGGCCAGCGACAACGCCAUGCUGUACGGGAACCGGGCCGCCGCCUACAUGAAGCGCAAGUGGGACGGGGACCACUACGACGCUCUCAGGGACUGCCUGAAAGCCCUCACACUGAACCCUGCCCACCUGAAGGCUCACUUCAGGCUCGCCCGCUGCCUGUUUGAGCUCAAGUACGUGGCGGAGGCGCUGGAGUGCCUGGGCGACUUCAAGGGGAAGUUCCCCGAGCAGGCCCACAGCAGUGCCUGCGACGCCCUGGAGAAGGACAUCAAGGCGGCGCUCUUCAUCAAGGCCGAGUCAGGCGAGGACAAGAAGGCAAACGCUUCGAUCCGUUUCCACUCCACCCCGCGUAAAGAGUCCAUCCCGGAGGACGAGGUCGCGUUGAGGGAGCGCAGCUUCGACUACAAGCACCGUUACUGCGGCCACUGCAACACCACCACCGACAUCAAAGAGGCCAACUUCUUCGGGAGUAAGGGCCAAUACAUUGUGAGUGGCUCUGACGAUGGCUCCUUAUUCAUCUGGGAAAAAGAGACGACUAACCUGGUGCGGAUACUGCAAGGGGACGAGUCCAUAGUCAACUGCCUGCAGCCCCAUCCCAGCUACUGCUUCCUGGCCACCAGUGGCAUCGACCCCGUGGUCCGGUUAUGGAACCCAAGACCAGAGGUGGAGGUGGAGAACGGCCGCGUCGUGGAGGACAUGGAGGGCGCCGCCCAGGCCAACCAGCGCCGUAUGAACGCGGACCCCCUGGACGUGAUGCUGCUGAACAUGGGGUACCGCAUCAUGAGGGGCGGCGGGCCCGAGGACUCGGACGACGAGGAGAACUCUGAGGGACAAGUGCAAUGUCGGCCGAGCUAAACGCCUCCUCGGGGACAUUCUGUGGAAUGGAGGGAGGACACGACGCACUCCCUUAGUGUGUGUGCGUGCGUGCGUGCGUGCGUGCGUGCGUGCGCAUGUGUGUGUGUGUGUGUGUGUUGGCAGGUGUGCGCGCUCACAUCGAUGGGGAAAAGCACCUAGAUAUUCUUCAUAUUUUUUCAAUGUUAACUCCUCCCCCAUCCCCCCCUUACCCCUUGAGCUGAACGAAACCUCGGGUGAUGUCCUAUCACAACUCGGCACUAUGCACCGCCCAACCACCCCCCCCCCCCCCCCCCCCCUAUUCCCCCCCCAUCCUACGAUUGGGGGGGCAAUGGGGGUCCCCAAAGCCCCUUCAACAAACUGACCACAACUCAGCUACUCGUCGUCCCUGCAGGUUCCUGUGUUGAAGCGGUGCAUAGAAGGCCAGAGACCACCGUACGGGGAACUAUUUUCAGGUUAUAGUGGUCAAGCUCCCCCCCCCUUUGACCGGAUGGGUCAACACUUCUCGUAUUCCUGUCUCUUCUACCGUCGAAGCGAAGGAAUCCCAGCGCCCUGCUCAGAUGGGCGGCACGGCGACGUCCACGUUUGGAAGCCUGUCAGUGCGCAGUUUGGGUCGUCGGAGGCGGCAGAUGCAUUGUGGGUUAUUGAGUUUGCACACGUUUUUUAUGUUGUUUCAACUAAAGAAAUGAAAAAUGUUCCUUUCCAAAGUUAUUGUUCUGUGUAAUUUGGUGGCCAAGGAAGAAUGUUUCUUUUUUUGGGGGUUCUAACUCAAUUUAAACGAACAAUUAUUCUUAGUUAUUGCAAAAAAAAGUUUAUAAUGAUUAACGUUAUUUUGUAUUAAGUGUUGCCCUAUCAUGCAGACGUUAUUUAAUUCAAAAUGGGAUCUGUUUUUUUGGGCCUUUUGAAGCUUAUAUUUAAAUGUCACUUAUAUUUAAAUGUCACAUGAGUUGUCUGGCAUAUGUUUAUUGGUGGCUUGUGUUUUUCUGUUCCUUUGUAAUUUCAAGUUUGAUCUGAAAGCGAACCAAAUGCGUUUCAUAAGUACUAUAACAAGUAUUUCAAAGGGCUUGUCCCACAUAAUAGCCGUUUGGCCCGACCACAACUAGACCUUUGGAAGUCUGACUAAUGAGACUUUCCCCGGGCUGUUUUGCUUUUAGGGCUUUUGCUAAAACAAUUGCUUGUCGGGCCCUCCUGUCCCUUUCCUGGUAGAACUUAAGGAUGAUUUCUUCAUUCGUUGAUAAACAAAACUCUAGGCCUCUGUGUUUCCUUUGUUCAAAAUCAUUUAAAGAUGGUCUGUAUAUUUUUCUUUCAACGGUCAUGUUCAAUUAUUUGCUGCAAACAAAUAAAAGAAGAAUA